This is a messenger RNA of Elaeis guineensis (African oil palm), 1538 nucleotides long. RefSeq names its product probable uridine nucleosidase 1. Lineage: Eukaryota; Viridiplantae; Streptophyta; Magnoliopsida; Arecales; Arecaceae. Gene Ontology annotation, biological process: purine nucleoside catabolic process. The record is from RefSeq and is a predicted model, not a curated record. Gene Ontology annotation, cellular component: cytosol. Gene Ontology annotation, molecular function: purine nucleosidase activity.
CAAGGACAUGCACCCACGUGCAUCCCACGAAGGGAAUGUACGCGAAGACGAUUCCACCAUCGGAAAGAAAAAGGGGUAGGCAGAAGAGCGAGACGGAACGAUUUGUUAUUAUAUAAAGAAAGAAAAGGGAGGAGGGAGCGAGAGAAGAAAAAGAUCGGCAUCGUCUCGAUUCCUCCUUCCUGUCUUUCCUUAUCUUUUAAUCUCCAACAGAGAGAAAGGGGAGGGAUGGAAUCGAAUCCCAAUGCCGGAUCUUUGGAGAACAGCGGGAAUCACACUCCCUUUAUUCGGCCGGAGAAGGUCAUCAUCGACACGGACCCCGGCAUCGAUGAUACAAUGGCUAUAAUGAUGGCAUUUCAAACACCAGAAAUUGAACUGUUAGGUUUAACUACAAUCUUUGGCAAUGUUAUUACCGAAUAUGCUACCCGCAAUGCUUUACUAUUGUGUGAGAUUUCAGGGCAUCCUGAUGUUCCGGUAGCAGAGGGCAGCCAUGAGCCUUUAAAGGGAGGAAAGCCACGUGUUGCUGACUUUAUUCAUGGAUCUGAUGGCCUUGGGAAUAUGUUUCUUCCACCACCUGUAGGGAAAAAAUCUGAGAAAAGUGCAUCUGAGUUUUUGGUUGACACAGUUUCUCAGUGUCCUGGUGAUGUAUCAAUUCUUGCAUUGGGACCGUUGACAAAUUUAGCAUUGGCCAUCAAAAGGGACUCAGCUUUUGCAAGAAAGGUGAAGAGGGUGGUUGUACUUGGUGGGGCUUUCUUUGCAUCUGGGAAUGUCAAUCCUGCUGCUGAAGCAAAUAUCUAUGGGGAUCCAGAAGCCGCUGACAUUGUGUUUACCAGUGGAGCAGAUAUUGUUGUUGUUGGCAUAAACAUCACUACUCAAGUCAAAUUUACAGAUGAAGACCUCUCUGAACUAAGAAAUUCAAAAGGAAGGUAUACGCAAUUCAUAUGUGACAUGUGCAAGUUCUACAGAGAUUGGCAUGUGAAAUCUGAUGGUGUCUAUGGGAUUUUCCUCCAUGAUCCGGUCAGUUUCACAGCGCUAGUUCGACCAGAUCUCUUUAUGUUCAGAAAAGGGGUUGUGAGGGUGGAGACACAGGGCAUCUGUGUGGGACAUACAUUGAUGGACCAAGGAUUAAAAAAGUGGAACACAAUUAACCCUUGGUCUGGCUAUUCACCAAUUUCAGUUGCAUGGACAGUUGAUGUGCCUGGAGUCAUUGCAUUUAUAAAAGAACUGCUUAUGAAACCAUGAAAACUGAAGGAACCUUAGCUACCCACCUGAUUUGUGUUACGGAUCUCAAACAUGGAGGUCUAAGCAUACCUCUAUUUAUUUGGAUUCUGUUUCUCUGUUCUUUUCAACUACAAAUGUUGGAUUUGAAAGCUUACCUCGUGUCAUUGAAUCACCAAAUACUGGUGAAAAGCAUCCUUUUCAGUGAAAUUUCAAUCUGACAGUUGUUAUAUAUUUUGUAUCAUGUAUUUGGUGAAUAUAUUAACUUCUGUUCCAUGAUUGAAUAUUAUCAUCUAUUUAACUGUUUAUGAGAGCUGCUUAAA